AUGCCAGUCAGCCUGGCCCGCCACGGCGACGACCCGGCGGCCGGCUUCCACCGCGCCCUGGCGGCCAUGCCCGAGGUGCUGGAGGCCCACGCCAUCACCGGCGACGCCGACUACCUGCUGCGGGUGGUGGCGCCGGACCUGGAGGCCUUCUCCGACGUGGUGCUCAAGCGCCUGCUGGCCCUGCCGGGCGUCGCCACGGUGCGCUCCAGCCUGUCGCUCGGCGAGAUCAAGGCGGGGAGCGCGGGCGGGCGGGGAGCGCGGGCGGCGCGAUCGGCGUUUUGCGGGUCGCAUCGACCGCCCCCAUAUGGCAGACAGAGGCCACCUCCCCCGACCGCGGAGCGAAGAGACGUGUUCUGGAAGCUGCUGCCCUGGAUCCUGCGCGGCCUGGCGCUGGCGAUCGCCGCCGCCUUCCUGCAUUUCUACCUGCCGCAGGGCGACGUGGUGCGCAUCACCGGCACCGAGGUCAAGCGCAUGGACGUCGACACCGGCGAACUGCGCGACGGCGCGCAGCCCGGCGCCACCCGCGACGUGCGCUUCAUCAACGCGGUGACCGAGACCGGCGCCACCCGCGUCUAUCGCAACGAGGACACCGGCUGGGGCUUCCCGCCCUACCUGAAGUUCGACUCCGCCGACAUCACCGCCCAGUCCCAGGACCUGGCCGGGCGCAACGCCUGGGUCCUGGUCGAGCAUUACGGCUGGCGCAUCCGCUUCCUGUCGAUGUUCCCCAACGCCGUCGACCUGACCGAGGUGGAGGCGGGCUACGAGUAUUUCCCCUGGGCCGCGCUGAUCAUCCUGGCCCUGCUGCUGGCCGCCCUGGUGGCCGGCUACAUCGCGGUGCUGCGCCUGGUCGCCAGCCUGCACAUCGAGGAGCGCAUCGCCGGCGGCGAGGAGCGGGUCGAGGAUCUGCGCUCGCGCCUGCACCGCCAGCUCGUCGAGUGGCGCGCGAAGGACCCUGAUCCCAUGCCCGACCUGAUCCUGCUGCGCCACGGACAGAGCGAUUGGAACAAGCAGAACCGCUUCACCGGCUGGACCGACGUCGACCUCUCCGAGGCCGGCCGCGCCGAGGCGCAGGAGGCCGGCCGCCUGAUGGCCGCGCACGGCUUCGACCCGCAGGUCUGCUUCACCAGCUACCUCAAGCGCGCGAUCCGCACACUCUGGAUCGCGCUGGACGAGCUCGACCGCAUGUGGCUGCCGGUGCACAAGCACUGGCGCCUGAACGAGCGGCACUACGGCGACCUGCAGGGUCUCAACAAGGCGGAGAUGGCGGCCAAGGUGGGCGAGGAGCAGGUCCACGUCUGGCGCCGCAGCUUCGACGUGGCGCCGCCGGCGCUGCAGUCCGACGACCCGCGCCACCCCGACAACGACCGCAAGUACGCCGCCCUGAGCGCGGCCGAGCGCCCGGCCACCGAGAGCCUGAAGGACACCAUCGCGCGGGUGCUGCCCUAUUGGCACGAGGCCGUCGUGCCGGAGCUGAAGGCCGGCCGGCGGGUGCUGAUCGCCGCCCACGGCAACUCCCUGCGCGGGCUGGUGAAGUACCUGGACGGCAUCUCCGACGCCGAGAUUCCCGGGGUCGAGAUCCCCACCGGCACGCCGCUGGGCUACCGCCUCGACGCCGAUCUCAAGCCGACCGACAAGUUCUACCUCUCCGAACGCAGCCCCGGCGCAGCGGCGGACCGCCCCAUGCUUCUGGUGACCCAGGUCGAAGGCCCCGACACCGCCGCCGUCCGCCACGUCGCCCGCUACCGCUGCACCGGCUUCAACCAGUCCCGUCCCGAGGCCGGCGAGCUGAGCCGGAUCAACUGGCUGGUCAGCGCCGCCGGCCGCACCAUCGCGGAGUUUCCGGCACGCGGGGCGGUGCUGGAGUUCGCCCCGAUGGACGACCUGGAGGGCUGCACCAUCACGGUGCAGCCCUACCGCAACCGCCCGAGCGCGCAGGUCGGGGUGACCACGCGCGUGACCCGGGGCGCCCGGCCCCUGGCCCGGGAGGACGCCCGGCCACCGGCCGCCCCCGGUCCUGGCGCGCGCCCCGGUCCUGGCGCGGCUUCUGGUUCUGGCGCGGCUUCUGGCGCUGCCCCUGCGCCCGCCCGGCCCUCUCCCGCUGCCCCGGCCCCGCGGGUCGCCCUGCGCCACGCCGGCAACCGCUUCUACGCGCGCGUCAACGAGGGACCGGAGCGCUACGUCGGCACCGAGGUCACCUAUCUCGACCGGCGCGGCCUGAUGAACGUCGAGGCCCAGGCCGGCGCGGUCUAUGCCGCCGAGGCCCACCGCCACAGCCUGGGACACUGGGCCGAGGUGAUCGUCCCCACCGCCAUGGCCGAGAGCCGGGGCGCCUACACCUGCCUCAACACCUACGACCGCGCGGCCUUCACCUUCGGCUUCCUGCAGUGGGCGGCGCACACCCCGAACGCCAAUUUCGUGUGCCUGCUGCGCAAGCUGCUCGCCCUGCCCAGCGCGGCGACCCUGUUUCCCGAGCUGACCCUGGUCGACGGCCGGGUCGCCCUGCGCGGCGGCGGCGGUCCCCGGCUGCUGGAGAGCGAUCAGUCGACCGCGCCGCUGAUGGCCUGGCUCAACGACACCCCGGACAGCGUCGACCGCGACGAGGCGCAGGUCGCGGCGCGCUUCGUCGACUGGGCGCUCGGCUAUGCCGAGCAUCGCCAGGCCCAGGUCGACUUCGCCGUCGCCGAGGCCAAGCGCGCCAUGGCCGGCUACGCCCGGCGCUACGGCCUCGACGGGGCCGGUGACGAGCUGCUCGUGGCGGUGGCGGACAUCCGCCACCAGGGCCGCGCCGGCAGCGCGCAGAUCCUCACCGCCCUGCGUGCCGCCGAUCCGCUCGACGCGCUGCUGCGGCUCGGCGCCGAGCGCUACCCGACACGCUGCGCAACGCUGCGCAGCGAGAUCGACAAGCUGCGCCGCCAGGGCCGCCUCGGCCGCCUGGUCUUCGACGCGGCCCGCACCGCCUGGGUCGCCAGGCUCGACGUGAGCUGA
Messenger RNA from Symbiodinium necroappetens, 2985 nucleotides. The record is from the annotation of a GenBank genome assembly. NCBI's taxonomy places the organism in Eukaryota, Dinophyceae, Suessiales, Symbiodiniaceae.